Mycena indigotica is the source of this 585-nucleotide messenger RNA. RefSeq lists its product as uncharacterized. NCBI's taxonomy places the organism in Eukaryota, Fungi, Basidiomycota, Agaricomycetes, Agaricales, Mycenaceae. Bases 1 to 585 code for a protein of 194 amino acids. The transcript has a single exon. The record is from RefSeq and is a predicted model, not a curated record.
AUGCUGAGGGACACCGAGAGUGAUGGCAGCGAAAUUGAGCCAGAGGGUAAUGCAACCGACCCGGAUGGUAGGGAAACCGACCCGGAGGGCACUGUCGACCCAGACGGAAGCACAAUUGAGCUAGACGGAAGCACAACCGAGCCAGAUGGCAAAGACACCGAGUUGGAGGGCAAUGCCAAUGAUAUGGAUGAUACCGAGACUGACCCAGAUGGCAGCACGACCGAGCCAGACGGCACAAUCGAGCGCGAUGACACUAUCGAUCCGGAAGGCAGAGCAAUUGAGCCAGAAGGCAGCGAAACCGAUCCAGAAGGUAAAACAACCGAGGCAGAGGGAAGCAAGCCUGAACCAGACGGUCGGGGGACCGAGCUGGAAGGCAAGACCACCGAACCAGAGGGCAACGAAACUGGCGGCACCGAAAUUGACCCUGAUGGGAGCGAAACCGAUCCGGAGGGCAGGCGGGACACCGAGAGUGAUGGCAUGGAAACCGAGCCGGACGAUGAUGCGGAGCGGGAUGGGCUCGCAGACUGGCUUGAAGCAGAGGCAGAUUGGGAAACGCUCGAUGACGGGUACGCCGGAGGGGGUUGA